GGUAGUUGUGACGGAGAGAUAGCUCAGCUUCCGGCGUCGGACUACUCGGUGGCGUAUCUCGAGAGGACUGCCAGUCAGUCACCCAUCCCCCCCCCAAACAGCGAGGAUGGCCGCGCAGCAACCCUCGAGGAGGGCCCGUGAGGGCUCCCGAUCAGAGCUGCCUAUAGGUCGAUACACAAGGCUGGAUGAGAUUGGGAGAGGAAGCUUUGCUACCGUCUAUCAGGGCGUACAUUCGAAACAUCGGUCCUACGUAGCCAUCAAGUCGGUCAACCUGGGAAAGCUCAACAAGAAACUCAAAGAUAACCUCUCGUCGGAGAUCGACAUCCUCAAGGGCCUUCACCAUCCCCAUAUUGUCGCUCUUAUCGACUGCCAUGAAUCCUCAUCUCAUAUCCACCUGGUCAUGGAGUAUUGUGCCCUGGGGGAUCUGUCACUCUUCAUCAAGCGGCGGGAUACGCUGGGAGACCACCGGUUUACGCGGGAUAUGAUCGCCAAGUACCCGAACCCACGCGUCGGUGCGCUCAAUGAGGUCGUGGUCCGGCAUUUCCUCAAGCAGCUCGCGAGUGCACUCAAGUUCUUGCGAGACCGCAAUCUGAUCCAUCGCGACAUCAAACCCCAAAACCUCCUAUUGUGUCCCUCUCCCACGUCAUACAAGCACGGUGUGCCCCAGGUCGUCCCUUACAAGGGAAGUGAGAACUCUUUCACACCCGCCACUGGGCUAGAGUCCUUACCCAUGCUGAAGAUCGCUGAUUUUGGCUUCGCUCGAUCUCUUCCGUCCACCUCUCUGGCGGAGACGCUGUGCGGCUCUCCACUCUACAUGGCCCCUGAGAUCCUUCGAUACGAGAAAUACGAUGCGAAGGCAGACCUUUGGUCAGUCGGAACGGUGCUCUACGAGAUGGUGGUGGGCAAGCCCCCGUUCAGGGCCAGCAACCACGUCGAAUUGCUGAGAAAGAUCGAGCGAGGCGAGGAUCGAAUCCGAUUCCCAGAAGACAACGAAGCGUCAGCCGAGAUCAAGCAGCUGAUCCGUGCUCUUUUGAAGCGCAACCCGGUGGAGAGAAUGACGUUCAAGGAUUUCUUCGAUAACGUGGUCAUUCAAAGUGAGAUCCCUGGGCUGGUCGGUGACGAUCGACCUCCUGUCAGUCGCCGUCCGUCCGCUGAUGUUGGCACCGUCGAUCAGCAGCGUCGAGUCAGCUCUCGCGGAGAGCUCGCAGCGCAAUUGGACACAAUAUCCGCCGCAGAGGCUCGGGAGCGCUCGUCUGCGCGAGGCCGCGAAUCACCUAUUCCUAGCAAUCUCCAGCGACCGAUGACGCCCCGGAUGAAGUCAGAUACACCGCCUAGGCCCAGUCCCAUGAGACGGGUAGCCAGCGGAGACCGGCCCCUGUCGUCAGGUAAGGAUCUCCAGCGAGCGGCCGUCACUGCUCAACGGCCGGCCGCUAUCACCCACGCGACGGCUCCUGGACGUCAGGAGCUCAUGGAUCGCAGUGGCGUGGCCGCCGGCCUAGAACGCCCCAGUCGAGCCACUUAUCCACCGGCCAUGGAGGAUGUCCAGACACGGGAAGACAGAGUGCUGGAUGAGAGGGAGCGAGCUGCUCAAGAGGUCGCCUUUGAGAGAGACUACGUCGUGGUUGAGAAGCGUGCGGUGGAAGUGAAUGCAUUUGCAGAUGAGCUCGCCAACAGCCCUCGUAUCAACCAGACUUCCCGCCAAGGAACCGCUUUAACCCGACGAGCCACAGUCCAAGGCCCUUCAAGUCCGAGCUCACAAGCAGCGCAGGCGAGAGCCAUGCAGGUGGCUACCGGGCGAGCCCGGGCUGAUUCCACGCAUCAUCGCCAGAGUUCCUAUGAGCGGAGGUAUGGCCAGAGCCCGACGUCAGCGACAUCUGCUAUCUCCAAAGCGCUCAAUAUGGCAAGCGGACGGUUGUUUGGCGUGGGAUUUUCUCCCCCCUUGACCAUUGGCAAGGGCGGUCGCUCCCCUCCGCUGGCGUAUAACCCGUUCCCUGCCUACCCCGCGGUCCAAGGCAGUCUCAUGGCCGUUGGAGAUAGUCCCAAGGCCAAUGCGGCUGUCGAUGAAGACACAAGAACCGUGCAGGUGAUCGAGGAGUGUGCGACUCGAAGUGAUGUGGUCUACGGGUUCGCGGAAGUCAAGUAUAAGCAACUCAUUCCGCUAGCGCCCUCCGUCCACACUGAUACAACAAUCAAGCACAAUUUCCAAGGCGGCGAUGGUGACCCUUCGGAUUCGGCCGACGGUGGCCUCACUGUCGAUGCAAUUGUGACUCUAUCAGAAGAAGCGUUGGUGCUUUAUGUCAAGGCGCUGGCCCUGCUAGCCAAGUCAAUGGAUAUCGCCGGUGGCUGGUGGGCUCGCAAGAACCGCGGGGAAGUUUUUGGAGAAUCGCCCCCUAGAUCGGAGGGAAUGUCUGCGACGAGUGCUGUGGUUGGGACGCGCAUCAACAACGUGGUUCAAUGGGUCCGUAAUCGGUUCAACGAGGUGUUGGAGAAGGCGGAAUUUGUCCGGUUGAAGUUGAUUGAUGGCCAAAGACGACUUCCCCCUGAUCACCCUAGCCAUCCGAGCAACCACUCGAUUGGUUCUGCUUUGGGUACCUCGGUUGAUAAUGUCGUCGUGGGCUCUGGAAUAACAGCUGAGAAGCUCAUGUACGACCGGGCGCUGGAGAUGAGCAGGGCUGCUGCGAUCAACGAACUCACUGGUGAAGACUUGCCUGGAUGUGAGAUUGCCUACGUUACCGCCAUCAGAAUGCUUGAGGCUGUGCUCGAGGAUGACGAACUGCCCCGAUCAAGGAAAGGCAGUGAUGCGGAGAAAGCCAGCCCAUCCGACGGUGACCGACUCAUGCUCGAUGGUGUGCAGGUGGAGGAUCGAAAAGUUGUGAUGAAACUCGUCUCCAGCAUCCGCAGCCGCCUUGCCUCUCUCCGCAAAAAGAUGGCUCUGAUGGCCAAGCGGGCAUCUGCAUCUCCAGCUGGUGCUGCAGCAAAGGUUCCCACGUCAAAUCUGCGUCCUGUAUCACCCGCCAUGGCAGUUACUCCGCCCAAAUGAGUUCAUGCAAGAUGACCAUUUCCCUAUGGAAUCCAGCUCUACUUUCCAAAAUCCACAUCCGCGUUUUUAUAUGGACCUUGGAACUUGUCACCUGCGCGAUACCAUGCCAGCGUGUCUUGAGGUUUCACGCGGCAUGUUUUCAUCCGUGCCUUGAAAAGGCUGUCCUUUUCAAUGGCCACUCAUCUUCUCGUCUCCCGAUGUCGCUUUGUUGACUUCACAAUUCUCUUCCAACCGCGUCUUAAUGACUUACUUUUUAACAUUUCUACUAU
Paecilomyces variotii is the source of this 3309-nucleotide messenger RNA. Its product is annotated as Serine/threonine-protein kinase atg1. Bases 107 to 3040 code for a protein of 977 amino acids. The transcript has 3 exons. Gene Ontology annotation, cellular component: cytoplasm; autophagosome. Lineage: Eukaryota; Fungi; Ascomycota; Eurotiomycetes; Eurotiales; Thermoascaceae. The record is from RefSeq and is a predicted model, not a curated record. Gene Ontology annotation, molecular function: protein serine/threonine kinase activity; ATP binding. Gene Ontology annotation, biological process: autophagosome organization; protein autophosphorylation; autophagy.